Messenger RNA from Gallus gallus (chicken), 2264 nucleotides. RefSeq names its product DNA topoisomerase I mitochondrial (gene TOP1MT). Gene Ontology annotation, biological process: DNA topological change; DNA replication. Gene Ontology annotation, molecular function: DNA binding; DNA topoisomerase type I (single strand cut, ATP-independent) activity. The coding region runs from base 144 to 1925 and encodes 593 amino acids. The record is from RefSeq and is marked provisional. The transcript is spliced from 14 exons. Gene Ontology annotation, cellular component: mitochondrial nucleoid; chromosome. NCBI's taxonomy places the organism in Eukaryota, Metazoa, Chordata, Aves, Galliformes, Phasianidae.
GUGGGGGAAGUGCCGCAACCCCAACCAACAGCGGGUGUUUUCUUCUCAUGGCAAUGCUUUGGGCAAUGCCAGCGUGCCCCAGUGGGUAACGGGGUGCUGGGACAUGAUGCUGGGGGUGACCACUGCUGUGGGUUGUGGGUGGCAUGUAUCGGUGUUUGGCCACCUCGCUGCUUGGCCGAGGGGUCCCUCGCCCUCCAUUCAUCCCCACUGCCCUCCGUGCAGGGUCAGGGGGCUGCAGCAGGUGGGAAGAGGAGAAGACAAACGAUGGGGUGAAGUGGAAACAACUGGAGCACAAAGGACCCUACUUUGUCCCCCUCUAUGAGCCUCUGCCUGAUGAUGUGCAAUUUUAUUAUGAUGGUAAACCCCUGAAGCUGAGCCUGGCCACAGAGGAAAUUGCCACUUUCUAUGCAAAAAUGCUUGAUCACGAGUACACGACUAAAGAGAUCUUCCAGAAUAACUUUUUUAAUGACUGGAGAAAGGAGAUGACCCCUCAGGAACAAGAGAUAAUCAAGCAGUUGGACAAGUGUGACUUUAGGGAGAUUCAUAAGUACUUUGUGGACAAAAAUGAGGCACGGAAAGCACUCUCCAAAGAGGAGAAGCAGAAACUGAAGGAGGAGGCAGAUAAGAUCCAGGAGGAGUAUGGAUACUGCAUCCUUGAUGGGCACAGGGAGAAAAUAGGCAACUUCAAAACUGAGCCUCCAGGGCUGUUCCGUGGACGUGGUGACCACCCCAAAAUGGGUAUGCUGAAGAAGAGGAUUAUGCCAGAAGAUGUGAUCAUCAACUGUAGCAAGGACUCCAAGAUCCCUGAGCCACCAGUGGGGCAUAAAUGGAAGGAAGUGCGCUUUGACAACACAGUCACUUGGCUGGCCUCGUGGACUGAAAACAUCCAGAACUCCUUAAAGUACAUCAUGCUGAACCCCAGCUCUAAGCUGAAGGGGGAAAAGGACUGGCAGAAGUUCGAGGUAGCCCGGAAACUAAAGGAUGUUGUCCACAAAAUCCGUGCUCAGUACCAGGCUGACUGGAAGUCCAAGGAGAUGAAGAAGAGACAAAGAGCAGUGGCCCUCUACUUCAUUGAUAAGCUGGCCCUGAGAGCUGGUAAUGAGAAAGAAGAAGGGGAGACUGCAGACACAGUUGGCUGCUGCUCCCUACGUGUGGAGCACAUCAAGCUGCACUCAAAGCUGGAUGGGCAGGAGCAUGUGGUGGAGUUUGACUUCCUCGGGAAAGACUCUAUCCGCUAUUACAACAAAGUAUCUGUGGAAAAGCCAGUGUUCAAGAACCUGCAGCUGUUCAUGAAGAACAAAGACCCAGGUGAUGACCUCUUUGAUAGGCUCUCUACAGCCGUCUUGAACAAACACCUUCAGAAGCUGAUGAAUGGUUUGACUGCCAAAGUCUUCAGGACCUACAAUGCUUCCAUCACCUUGCAGGAGCAGCUCAAGGCCCUCACUAACCCUGAAGACAGUGUUGCUGGAAAGCUUCUCUCCUACAAUCGAGCAAACCGAGCUGUGGCCAUCCUGUGCAACCAUCAGAGAUCCACACCGAAAACCUUUGAGAAGUCAAUGCAAAAUCUGCAAACCAAGAUUGAUGCCAAGAAGGAACAGCUGGAAAAAGCCCAACAAGAGCUGGAAGAAGCUGAAGAUGAGUUUAAAGACAAAAAAGAUGCCAAAGCAGAGGCCAAUGUGCAAAAGAAAAAGAAGCUGUUGGAACGUCUGAAGGAGCAGCUGGCCAAGCUGAAUGUCCAGGCCACAGACAAGGAGGAGAACAAACAAAUAGCUCUGGGCACAUCCAAGCUGAAUUACCUGGACCCCAGGAUUAGCAUAGCCUGGUGUAAGAAGUUUGGUGUGCCCAUUGAGAAGAUCUUCAACAAGACACAGAGGGAGAAGUUUGCCUGGGCAAUCGACAUGACUGAUGAGGACUUUGAGUUCUGAGGAAGCACCUUUCCUGUUAGCCUCAUGCUCAUUUGGUGCUGUUUAAUAACUUUUUUAUGUGCUGCUGCAGUUACUACUGAGGUGGGAUGGUUGUCUAACACAAGUUUGCAGGUGUUUCAUGCUGGUUUUUGUAUUAAAAAAAAAAAACAAAAAACCAAGUGUUAAAAGCAAACAUUACUGACUUGUGACACUCAUUCUGAGUGCAACUUAAAUGUGAACUUUUAAUUUCCCUCUAGAGCUGCCAGGUGCUUUGGAUAUCUUCUUCCUUCCUCUGAGUCCAGAAUCUUGGAAGAAGACUGAGAGCCUUAACUGUGCCAAUAAAUAAGAUUACACAGUUAA